UGUCAUUCAAGUCCUCUUUAACUUCAAGUCUAGUCAUUUAUCUUUUCUACCAAAUAUUUGGUAUACAAGAGAGUACAAAUCACCAAGUGAUUCAUUGUUUCUUGUGAUUUGAAGUACUACUAUCACAAGAAAGUGAUCGUUGUAUCUUGGGAGACGAUUGUCAAUAAACCGUAAGCACCUAAGCGAGACAAAUUCGUCUUAAGAACACAAAGUCAAACUCUAGUUUCGAUCAACCUUAUUUUAGUGAUUAGGCCAAGGUGGUGAUCCAAUUCCAUGGAAGAGCAGCAAGAAAGGAGGAACGUUGGAGAGAAAGAAGGCGAUCAACCAAGCAGGAACAGUGGCGAAACUGGCCCCGAGCCUAAGGAGCAUAGGAUUGACGUUGAAAUCAAUCCUACGGUGGAAAAUUGGAAUCGUAUCGUCCAAAAAGCAAAAGAAAGGAUUCCAUCUCAAAGUCAAUGGCCAAGGCUACCAAAGGUUCCUCACAUGCUGAGGGGGACCCAGGAUUUCAAGAAAUUGUACGAACCGAGGGUAAUUUCAAUCGGUCCUUACCACCAUGGCAAGCCCCACCUUCACCCAGGGGAAAUGAUCAAGCCUCUAUAUGCCGAACAAUUCCUGGCUGGUAGUAACCAGGACUUCAAAGAUUUGUACACAAAAAUUGAAAGUAAAAUCGAGGCUGUUAGGAAGUGCUAUGUUACCAGACCGACGAACAGGUAUAAUGAUGAGGCACUCACCUGGAUGAUGCUUCUGGAUGGGUUGUUUUUACUACAAUUCAUCCGCAGCAGAGUCGGCGAUGAUAUGAGUAACGUUCUUAGAGAUCACCAAAUAAACUUUGUGAAGCAGGACUUGUUCUUGCUGGAGAACCAGCUUCCCUUUGGAGUCCUCAAGUUGAUUUUUGAGGGAGCAAAUUUCCAGGGUAGUCUACCAAUGGAAAUGAAAAUAAAAGAAUUCAUCACUUGCUUCGGAAUGCCAGAAGGGUCAACAUCACAGCUGAUAGAGGAGAACAAAGAGCCCUCUCAUCUCCUCGACCUUUUGCGAAGUGUUCUCCUAGGCAAGUAUAAAAAGAUUAGCAAGCAAGAACUGGGGAGUCAGCCGGAACAAGAGCAGGAAGCUGAAAAAAGGGAGAGUCGUCGUGGUCUCGAGGAAGAGAUGGGGGGUUCUGGUGCCCAUGGAAAAAAAGGUGAACAACGAGUCAUUUGGAAGUCUUUUCGACACAUCAAGGAGCUUAAAGCUGCCGGGAUCUAUCUCAAACCGAGAAGAACGAGUUUCUUGACAGACAAUUCUUUCAAAUCCCACUUCUUCUAUGGCUGCCUGAAACUUCCCCCAAUAACCAUUGAUGGCUUCACGAAGACCAAGUUCUUGAACAUGGUAGCCUAUGAAAUGUGUCCAGAUGCCCCAGUUGACCAGGCGGUCACUUCUUAUGUAUGCUUCCUUUACGAACUCAUUGAUCAAGCAGACGAUGUCAAGGAGCUGAGAUCUAAGCACAUUCUCCACAACCUUCUUGGCAGCGAUGAAGAUGUGGCCAAAAUUUUCAACAAGAUCGGCAAUGACCUAGUAGAUCCCGGUGCUUAUGGAGAUGUGAAAGCUCGCAUUCAGAAACAGUACGACAAGAGAGUGAAAACUUGGAUAGCUGAAGGCCUUCACGAACAUUUCAGGUCUCCAUGGACUUUCACGGGUUUAAUUGCAGCUGUUUGGAUACUAAUUGUUACUGGCCUUCAGACCUACUACGCUCAUCCCGGUAAACAAAUGAUGCAUAUAUAUAUGGGGUUAUUAGGGGUUCCGAUUUUUCUUUUUCUUGUUUGGUAUAUUGUUUGGCAUAUUGUUCGGCGUCUUUGGGAUUAGACAAAUAAAGAUGUAUAAAUUGUUGAGUUGUAUACUGUGAUGUUUCGAUUUGAGAAAUGGAAGAUUGUAUGAUUAGAUAAAUAAAGAUGU
Messenger RNA from Vitis riparia (riverbank grape), 1929 nucleotides. RefSeq names its product UPF0481 protein At3g47200-like. The record is from RefSeq and is a predicted model, not a curated record. The transcript is spliced from 2 exons. NCBI's taxonomy places the organism in Eukaryota, Viridiplantae, Streptophyta, Magnoliopsida, Vitales, Vitaceae. The coding region runs from base 274 to 1839 and encodes 521 amino acids.